CCCUCCCUCUGCCCGGCCGCAGACUGCUAAGCUCAGCAAGUCUUGCGGCAAAGGCACUUCGGAGCAGAGUUGGGCCCGGGGCGGAGCGGGGACUCCGCGCCCCCGGGGAACGAAAGCCGCCGCUGGACCGUCGCCAGCGCCGCAUCCCUGCAGCCGAUCUCUGCCUCCCGUCGGGGACCGCGGAUCUUUCCCGCAGCGUCCGGGUCGCCCUCGGCUGCCCCCUUUGCCACCAUGAGGAACAUCUUCAAGAGGAACCAGGAGCCCAUUGUGGCUCCUGCCACCACCACUGCCACGAUGCCUGUCAGGCCGGCCGACAACUCCACGGAGAGCACGGGCACUGGGGAGAGCCAAGAAGACAUGUUCGCCAAGCUGAAGGACAAAUUCUUCAACGAGAUCAACAAGAUCCCUUUGCCACCCUGGGCUCUGAUCGCCAUGGCUGUGGUUGCUGGUCUCCUGCUGCUCACCUGCUGCUUCUGCAUCUGCAAGAAAUGCUGCUGCAAGAAGAAGAAGAACAAGAAGGAGAAGGGCAAGGGCAUGAAGAACGCCAUGAACAUGAAGGACAUGAAAGGGGGCCAGGAUGAUGACGAUGCAGAGACGGGCCUGACAGAAGGAGAAGGUGAAGGCGAGGAGGAGAAGGAGCCAGAGAACCUGGGCAAACUGCAGUUUUCUCUGGACUAUGAUUUCCAAGCCAACCAGCUCACCGUGGGUGUCCUGCAAGCGGCUGAACUGCCUGCCCUGGACAUGGGUGGCACUUCAGACCCCUAUGUCAAAGUCUUCCUCCUCCCAGACAAGAAGAAGAAAUAUGAGACCAAGGUGCACCGGAAGACACUGAACCCCGCCUUCAACGAGACCUUCACUUUCAAGGUGCCGUACCAGGAGUUAGGAGGCAAAACCCUGGUGAUGGCCAUCUAUGACUUCGACCGCUUCUCUAAACAUGACAUCAUCGGAGAGGUGAAGGUGCCCAUGAACACCGUGGACCUCGGCCAGCCCAUUGAGGAGUGGAGAGAUCUACAAGGCGGGGAGAAGGAAGAGCCGGAGAAGCUGGGUGACAUCUGUACCUCCUUGCGCUAUGUGCCCACUGCCGGGAAACUCACAGUCUGUAUCCUGGAGGCCAAGAACCUCAAGAAGAUGGACGUGGGGGGCCUUUCAGACCCCUAUGUGAAAAUCCACCUGAUGCAGAACGGCAAGAGACUCAAGAAGAAGAAGACGACCGUGAAGAAGAAGACCCUGAACCCCUACUUCAACGAGUCCUUCAGCUUCGAGAUUCCCUUUGAGCAGAUCCAGAAAGUCCAGGUGGUUGUCACUGUGCUAGACUACGACAAGUUGGGCAAGAACGAAGCCAUUGGCAAGAUCUUUGUGGGCAGCAACGCCACAGGCACGGAGCUGCGGCACUGGUCCGACAUGCUGGCCAACCCUCGAAGGCCGAUCGCCCAGUGGCAUUCUCUUAAGCCAGAGGAGGAAGUGGAUGCGCUCCUGGGGAAGAACAAGUAGGCCACAGACGCUGGGCCUCCUGCCUCUGAGGGCACUGACAAGAUCCAGAGCUAUCAAUACCUCAGUUACGCGACCCUAGAGGUUUCUUCAUUUGUUUGCAGUGUGUCCUGUUUUUCCUUCCUUUUACUCUUUCUAAAGACCAACUUCUUUUUGGUGGCUGCGUGAAGGGAGUCCCCUAAGUGGUGAAAGAGAAGCCUGGCUCUGUCUGUUUCCAGGAGCUGUCCUUGUUGCAUGUCUGUCGCGGUUUCCCUCGCUCUCAGAGCUUCACACAGGCCUCGCCCCACGCGGGGCCUCGAUUGGAGGAAAGUUGAAGCAGUUCCUGCUUUUCCUGGGUUUUGGACCAACCAAUGGUGGCACAUUCUGUUUCUCAACUGUCAAGGCAACACAAAGUCCAGCGUGUUGUGUGUGUGUGUGUGUGUGUGCGUGCGUGCGUGCGUGCGCGUGUGUCCAUCCCUGCCUGCCUCUGUCUUUGAGUCUUUCUCUUCAUUUCUGGAACGAGCCACGGACAGUGAAGCCAUGUGAAAGGAGAAAGUCUUCAGGGACUCCAGGAUGAAGAAAGCCAGCUGCCUCAGUGGGAGGCCCGGCAGCGUGUGAAGCUCUCAGAGUCCUUGGGAAUGGCCAUUUGGAAGGCAGCACAAUGUGGUGCUGGAUGUGUUCAGAACUAGGACCAAAGCCCUUGAUGCCAUCACAGACUUCCUCUUGUCAGUCAUGGCUUCCCCCAGGAAUGUGGUUUUGGGGACAUUCAUGGGAACAAACUCUCACCGGAUUGACUGAACUCUACCCGAGAUUGCCGGCCCCAGGAUUGCAUUCUUGUUGAUAGCAUCAAACGUUGAGGAGAAGCCCCGUUACUGAGAAAGCCUGAAGUUGAGCUCCUGGAUCUUUGUCUCCUAAGUGGGAAGUACAAGCUUCCUUCCUCCGCAGGGCAGAGCGCAGGCAGUGCCACGGUCAUUCGCAUUCACGCGCCAUCUUGCUUUUGCUUCUGUUCCCCUUUUUGUCUAAGUGGAAAAAUACUGUCUGAAGACAAACACUCUGCACAGAGCCAGAGACCCGAGAGAGGAAGGCUUGAGUGUUUAGGUCCCUUGAGGUCCAGGUAAGGAGGUGGCAAGAAGGGGAAGCAUGGAUAGACAGUGAAGAGCUCACAACUCUGAUUCCUGGCUCCCUGGGUCCUCAGGCCUCCGUGAUGGUAGCCAGAGGGGCCCAGGCAGAGCUGUGGAUAGGCCCUAUCCUUCCAUUUCCUAGAGGCAGGGAAAUGCCAGGAAACAGGGCGUUCAUUUCAAAUGAGUGCUGGAGGAAACCUGCGAAGGUUUCUACCCCUGUGUUCAGUGUCCCCUUCCCUGUUCCCCACUUGUCCCCAGUAUUGAUAAAAGCCAUAUAUAUGUUAGUCAGGCUAGCACUGAGUACCCUUCCAACCUUCAGCCCGGGCAAAGGAGUUAAUCCCCAUGUAGCUAGAGGCUACCCCUUUCCCUUGGUCUUGCUUCUCUUCUCUCCUUGAAUCUCUCAGGCCCUUGUUCUCUUACCACAGAAAAUACACAGCUUCCUGGAAGCCCAAGGGAGGUCACAAUUCAACAGCAAUGUGGCAGAACUUCUGCUCUGCCCACUUUGGUCCUUCCCUCUUCUUCUAGGUCUGAUGGAUGGUGGUGUAGAGUUUGGCUUUGAGAACCCAGUAUGAAGAAGGCACAGAGUAUCCUAUAGUUUUACUGAAAAUGGGAGCUGUGUGGGUUUGCUUUUUUGUUUAAGUAGGGACCAAGUUAACCCCUCUACCAGAAACAGACUGUGAAGUGAGGUUUGACCUGCGUACCUUAGAGGCGCUUCUGCUGCUGGCCCUGGGUACAUGGGAAGUUAUGUAUUUUAUACACUCUCUGUAUGUGCGUGUAUGCUAAACACUGAGGAGGGAAGUUUCUGCUGGGAUGAUGGGUUGUAGACUCCUUGGGACCAGAGGUACAGAAAAUUGUAGGGCAAUAGGGUCCACUCCGAGUCCGGGUGGUUGAGGAGUACCAGGGUCCUGGCAUGGACUUCACAAUUCCUUUCCAUCCUCAGAGCUGUGGAACUUUGGUGCUUUCCCAGGUCCCUUCCUGCACUGGCUCUUCUCACACACAUUCCAUAAACCUCAUUCACAGACAACCCCCCCCCCCCCCGACCCUACCCUUCCUUCUUUCUACAUUCUCCCAGCUCUCCCAACCCAUCUUUCAACUUCUCGGCUUCUCUCCUGGAACCUCGUUAAGGCCUUUCAUAGCCCCUAGCCCUACCGCACUGCUCACAGAGGAGGGAAGGUAUGGUUUUAGUGUCCCUUGCAGAUGGGCUACAGCUCUGUUCUGCAAGGGCUUUUGGACUCUGGUCAUCAGUUUGGAGGCAGCAUCAGUGCCGGAAGUGGCUCCUCCCCAGGCCUAGGGCCGGUCCCUCGCUAGCCACCCAAGCAGACAGCACCUGUUCAAGGGCAGGAGCUGGGCAGGAACAUGUCGAUACUCAAGUCUUUAUGCACUGGGGGUUGAUGUGACCCAAACCCAGUAUAGCAUUCCAAACCUUCACUGCCACGGGGGUUUAUUUCUGGGGGUGUCAGGGUCCUGGGGUAUCAGCAUUAAGUUAAGAUAGUCAAUGUUUCUGGCUGGUGAAGGAUUCUGGGUACUUUUGGGUUGGAAGUUUUUAACCCUAGAAACAAAGACUGAGGCCUGGGGAGUCGGAGGCUCCAAAUAGCAGAUGCUUGUUAUGAGAAGCAAGGUGAGGCCCAACUGGAGACCCUGGUCUUCUUUCUCCUCAAGAAGCCAACACACAGUUUGUAUCUCUGCAAGAGCGACUUGCAAUGAUUUUGCUGGCCUAAGAUUUGGUGAGGGAGGUGGGAGGUCUCUCUUAUAGGCCUCUUCGUAAAAGCAGCUUUAUAAACAUGUCUCCAUGCUACACGAGAGGGUGGGUGAUGCUCCCCAAGAGGAAGGAAUCCCGUGUCUCUCAACUCUGUAGGAGAGCCUAUCUUUGAGGGUGUACACAGCAGCAGACUCCCCAAGUUAGGAAGAGACUGGACUCCCUCCCCCACCACAUCCUCUGCUUGCCCCUGCUCUGUCUCCCACCCACCGCAGGCUGGUUGGGGUCUUCUCUCAGAGCCAUGGGGAGCAGGAGGUGUUCCAGAGCCCCGUAAUGGCUGCCAAAUUCGGGAAAUACAAAUACAGGAUACUUGGUUAAACUUGAAUUUCAGAUAAAUAAUUUUGAAGUUAUAAGUAUGUCUGACGCAAUAUUUGGGACAUACUGUACUAUAAAGUGAUUCAUUCUUUAGUGUGAAAUUUAAAUUUAAUUGGCUAAUUCUGUAUUGUGUCUGGCAAUAUACCCUCUGGCUACUUCAUCCCUCUUUUCUCAGUCCCAGGGGCCAGAGCUGGUUACCACAGACUUGACUUAACCUGUUUUUCGAACUGCAAUAUUGAGAAGGGGACACUGUGACUUGAAGAUAUAUGAAUAUACUUUAUUUUUUAAGCAACAACAAAACAGGAAACUUCUGAAGCCAUUGAGCCUCACCUGACCCCUCCAUGCGCAUUUAGUUCUAUAUUCUGAGAGAGGAUGCUAUCUAUAAACACAUGAGCAGAACUGAUCGAGAUGCAUGCCUACAACUCUGUAAAUAGCCGCAUGGCAAUACUGAGCGUCCCCUUGAUCCCCCAACCCCAAACCCACUUUACAAAACUGGCUGCUCCUUGAUUUUAUGUUGUGUAAAGUCUUUGUCCUCGAUCCCACCCUACAUCCCCUACAGGGAAUGUCCACAAUGGGAGACCACAUUCUGGCCCCAGUGCCAGCCUCGCCCGGGGAAGAUGCUGGAGAACACGGGCCCUGUGGGCCCUGCGGCAGGUCUGCUGCAGGUCUGUCUGCAGGGUUAACCCUUGGGGCACAGUGUACUGUCUAGCCUGUGUCUGGUGUCCCGUUGCCUUUAUGUUCCGUGUGUGUGGCGUGGUUCCUUUCUUCCCACUGUCUUGAAUAAACUGAAAAGCCAUAAAGGGGCCUCCUACUGGAGGCUGCCCUUGACUCCUCCCAGGAGCACCCCUGUCCCUCCAACUGGCUCCCCACAGAACACUUGUGAAGGGCUCACCUGUCCGUUAUCCUCUCUUGUUCCCUCAGCCCUGCAUCAUGAGGACAGUUGGCAUUUCAGGGCUUCUGGUGGGGUCCCGGGAGACGGCCCUGGCUGGCUUUCUUGGCGUAGGUCUGAUGGUGGGACUCCACUCUGUCCUGGGUGUAGGCAGGGCAGUGGCGUGCUCUGUGGUUUAGAUCUCUCAGAAGUCAGCAGCCCAGCCUGUAACUGGGCUUCACCGUAGCCUGGGAUGAACAAGGCUAGCCCAGCCUACUUCUUUCUCCCUGAGCUGUCAGGGCCCACAGAGAGCAGUGGAGAAGUGACCAGUGGGGACAGUGGGUUAAGCUUUCCACCCACACUCCCUCUUUGGUCUGGCAGUGCCACAGAGCAGGAUGCCCCUGAGAGCACGGUGGCGGGUGUGGUGAUGAGGGGCGGCACUAGGCUCUGCCCCUCACAUCAGCUCCCAGGGCAGCCUGAGCAGGCACAGCAAGCGGUAACAGUAUGGGGAGAGAGACCUGGAGCAGCCUGGGCACCCACAGGACUCCCGAGGAGUGCAGUCAUAUGUUACUAACCCAGGGGACCUCAGGCCAAAGCCAGAGGCAACAAGGGGCUCUGCCAUUUACAGACCAUGACGCUUGAGCACACGCAAGUCCCAGGGACCUUUGUGCUACUGACAUAACGGGGCAACUGGAGCAACCAUUUCAGUGUAGACUGGGGUUGGCUGGAGUCCCCCCUCUCCCCACUGGGAACAGCAGCAGGAGAGUGUGGCAAGGUUGUGGGAGCAGUGUGUGGGCCUUAGCUUCACCCCAGGUUUUCUCAGCAGCCAGUAAGAUAACGACCUGAAAGCCUGACCAUCCUGUUUGAGUCCUGGUCAGCUAAGGACUUGAUUUGCUUUCUGAAAACUCGGGGCCCGUCCAGAAACUUUUAAAACUGGGGCUGGGGCAGAACCCGAGUGUGCCCACGUCACCCCUGGAGUGCACUGGCCUCACCAGGAGCCCUCCCUGUCUUCAUGAGGACACGUGUAGCCCUCCCCUCCCCUCUCUGCUUGGCACUGCUCUCUCCAUUCCCUUCUGUGGACUCUGUUCUUGUCUGAUCUGUCGGAUUGUUAUUUUGUAAUGAGCUGCGUCUCCUUAUUAAAGAAAAGAGCUGAAAGCAA
Molecule: messenger RNA, 6686 nt
Organism: Microtus oregoni (creeping vole)
Lineage: Eukaryota; Metazoa; Chordata; Mammalia; Rodentia; Cricetidae
Gene: Syt2
Product: synaptotagmin 2
Exons: 9
Coding region: 232-1491 (419 amino acids)
Biological process (GO): regulation of calcium ion-dependent exocytosis; synaptic vesicle endocytosis; regulation of dopamine secretion
Cellular component (GO): axon; dense core granule; synaptic vesicle membrane
Molecular function (GO): clathrin binding; calcium-dependent phospholipid binding; syntaxin binding
Source: RefSeq, a predicted model, not a curated record